CGCAGUCGGUAGCCGUCGCUGUCGCCGUCGACGUCGCCGGCUUGCCUCGUGCGCCGCUGAUGCGAACGCAUCUCCGGCAGCGUUCAGUGCGAGAUGAGAUCUCGUGGCUGAUGGACGUGCCGAUUCCCACUCUCGCAGUGCAGCCUCAGCACCAGACACUUGUGGCACCUACUCACUUGCCACCAGUUACCGUUAGUUUAGUUUAGUUUUGGUUUUCGAGCAACGAAUCCUAAAAUAUAUUCUUGCCACAUAAAAAAAAGUUCAAUAAAUGUGCGUGUGUUGCAACAUCAUUGAAAUUUAAGGAGCAAAACGGCAAACAAAAACCAAGCAAAAAAUAUGUGAAAAUUUUAAAGAGAAAAGGGUGAACACUCCAACGACGCACAGCCUCACCCACCAACAAAAAAAUUACAUAAUAAUAAUAAUACAACAAAAUCCGUCUGAAACAACCACCUAGCAACAUCAACCGUGAAAUUGCAAUAGAUUUUUCGAACAGGCCAGACACUAAGUCCUUCCCAACCGCCCCCCAAAACAGGAAGCCAGGACGUAUAAUAGCAAACAACUUGGCAACCAGCGGCUAACGACGCAAUGCAAUCAUCGACCGAUGCGGGCAAUGGUGGACCUAGAAAAUACACGCAGAGCACAGCACAGCAGCAGCAGCAGCAGAAGCAGUCGGAGAUUAGCGAAACCACCUCCUUUUCCAUAAACUCCAACAAUCAACCACAACAGCAGCAACCACAUUCCGGCGACAGCAGCAGCACUCCCAGCAAAAAUCCCUUCAAGCAACAGUUGGACAGCAAUCAACAGAAUGGCAACAUGGACCAGGAUUGUGGGAUUCUGGGCGUUGGCAAGGAGAAACCGCCGCCCCCACCACCACCCACUUACCAGUCGCAGUCGUUUGGUGGACGCCAGCCACCGCCGGCGGAUCAGUACCGGCAGGAGGAUCCACGCGCUGCCGGGUCCUGGUCCGCCGCCAAGUCCUGGAUGGUUAGCUGGCGUGGUUCUAACCGGCUCGUCCUUGUCAUUGUUGCCAUAGCUCUGCUUCUGGACAAUAUGCUGUUGACCACAGUGGUGCCCAUCAUACCCGAGUUCCUGUACGACAUACGACAUCCGGACGCACCGCUCGACAGCUAUGCCCGGACACCGCUCACCUUCAACACCCCACCGCCGCCGACGCCGUGUCCUUGCAACAAAGAUGGCAGCGAGGCAGCCCCGCUGGAGGUCUCCACGCUGAGUCCGGAGGAAAACGAGACCUACUACCGCGAACUGGAGGAGCGCCACAACGAGCUGGUGGGCGAGACUGUGGAAGUGGGUCUGCUCUUCGCCUCCAAGGCCUUCGUCCAGCUUCUGGUUAAUCCGAUUGUGGGACCCCUAACGCACCGCAUUGGCUAUAGUAUUCCCAUGUUUGCUGGCUUCGUGAUAAUGUUUCUCUCCACCCUGAUCUUUGCCUUUGGACGCUCCUACCUGGUCCUGUUUGUGGCUCGGGCUCUGCAGGGAAUUGGAUCCUCCUGCUCCUCGGUAUCGGGCAUGGGCAUGCUGGCAGAUCGCUUCACCGACGACAAGGAGCGUGGCAAUGCCAUGGGCAUAGCUCUCGGUGGCCUGGCCCUGGGCGUCCUGAUUGGUCCACCGUUUGGCGGCGUCAUGUACGAGUUUGUGGGAAAAUCGGCUCCGUUCUUGGUCUUAGCUGCUCUGGCCUUGGGCGAUGGUCUUCUCCAGCUGUUCAUGUUGCAGCCUUCCAUCCAAAAGGCCGAGUCGGAGCCCCCAUCCUUGAAGAGCCUGAUCAGUGAUCCGUACAUUCUGAUUGCUGCCGGAGCCAUCACCUUCGCCAACAUGGGCAUCGCCAUGCUGGAACCUUCGUUGCCGCUGUGGAUGGUGGACAACAUGGGCGCCACCCGUUGGGAGCAGGGCGUGGCCUUCCUUCCCGCCUCCAUCAGUUACCUGAUUGGCACAAACCUCUUCGGACCACUGGGACACAAAAUUGGUCGCUGGUUUGCCGCCUGUCUGGGACUAGUUAUCAUCGGAGGAUGUUUGAUAUUUAUUCCCAUGGCCACCUCGAUUACCCACCUGAUCAUCCCGAAUGCCGGACUGGGCUUUGCCAUUGGCAUGGUGGACUCCUCGAUGAUGCCGGAACUGGGCUACCUGGUGGACAUCCGGCACUCGGCCGUCUACGGCAGUGUCUACGCCCUCGGCGACGUGGCCUUCUGUGUAGGAUUCGCCGUAGGACCGGCUCUCUCGGGAUCACUGGUGAAGAGCAUCGGCUUCGAGUGGAUGCUGUUCGGAAUCGCCAUCCUGUGCUUCAUGUACGCCCCACUGCUGACCCUGCUCAAGAAUCCGCCGACCAGUGACGAGAAGAAGUCCUUGAUCUAUGGACGUGAUCGGGCUCAGGUACGUUAUGUCACCUAUCAAAACUACGAUGAAGACGAAUAAACGGAAACGAUUAAAGAAAAUGCAAUGUCGCCUACAAGUGCGGCCAAAAAUGAAACAAAAAAAGAUAAUAAGUAACUAAAAGAUAAAAAUCCAAAAAAAAUAUGGAGUAGAGAGGCAGAAAAGUAUCCAUAACCACAACCAACAAUAUCAGCAAUAUCAUAUGAAUUUUCGAUUGAAAACAAAAAAGUUAUUCUUGUUCAAUGUUAUGCUAUAGUCUUAAUAUAAACUCCCCGAACCAUAUCAAGAAUUCACCUCCCCCUCGAAAUAUUUGCACACGUUAUACUCAAGCACACUGAAAGAAAUAGAUUGUGAAAGUUAUAGGCUCUGAGAAUGAGCACUUUGUUCGAUUCGACGGGUAAAAUUAUAUAGUUUCAUUAGAGAAGAUUAGAAAACCAAAAGCCAAAGAACCCUACUACGUGUUGGAGGCAAUUUAUGAUCCAAAUGGAAACAAGAAAUCUACGGAUUUCGGGAAGAAAGUGCAGAAGAGCUCUCGGAGCUACGAAGAGUCCUUCCUCGGAAGACUCUACUCCCAGCAGGGAAGGUUUAAUGGUUUUUCCAAAAAGCAAGCGCCAGCAAUUGCAUUGAUUUAAUGGUUUUUGUUUUUAAGAGAACAAAUCUAUAUUUAAGGAUUAAAACUAAGAA
Messenger RNA from Drosophila bipectinata, 3066 nucleotides. RefSeq names its product Vesicular monoamine transporter (gene Vmat). Gene Ontology annotation, biological process: transmembrane transport; aminergic neurotransmitter loading into synaptic vesicle; xenobiotic transport. The record is from RefSeq and is a predicted model, not a curated record. Lineage: Eukaryota; Metazoa; Arthropoda; Insecta; Diptera; Drosophilidae. Gene Ontology annotation, molecular function: xenobiotic transmembrane transporter activity; serotonin:sodium:chloride symporter activity. Gene Ontology annotation, cellular component: synaptic vesicle membrane; terminal bouton.